AUGGGGGAUAACGCUUUAACGCACAUUACUAUAUACGUGAAAAAUGAAUUUAGUAUAAAUGACACCGAUAAAUACAUACCCUCAUAUGAAAUUUCAGAGGAUUCAGAUGAUCAAGUCAUUGUUUCGGACCGUAUUUUUCCCGAAGCAUUUCAAGAAUGGGCUCGAGACGGUGGACAUAUAGUCCAGGUACAACCUUGGGAUAUACGUACACGCGUGGAAGCACUUCACAACGAACAAUGUAUAACACCGUACGUCGAGUCUAAAAUGAUAAGAAUAGCAGAGCAUAUUGAGAAAAACAUUGAUAAAUACGUAGGGGUGAUAGUUAUUUUUUAAAAAGAUGCCCCGUCAAAAAACAACACAAAAACGACAAAGAUUUAUUUUAAACUUUCUAAAUAAAAUCUACGAGGCACCUCGCAAACAUAGAGGCACUCAAAGUAUUCGAAAAGCACAGCGUUGCGUUGCAGACACUUUAAAAAAGCAACAAUGCAAAAAACGUACCGCACACACUGAAAAAUGUUGGAUUCAUUUGGCCAAACAAAAUAAUUUACGUAUUAAACCGUCCAAUAUUAUUGGCGGCGGAAAAGGACUAUACUCGUGGAAGAAACAAAUUCCGCGCGGCAAUAAUAUUGGUAAAUUUACGGGACGCAUAACAACGAAAAAAGAAUUAGAUCAACUUUACGGCGACGUAACUGCAAAAUACGCAGUCUGCAAUCGUCGAGGACAAUGUAUCAAUUCAAACUAUACUACUGACGGGGCGCCACAGUUUGCUAACGACGCUCGUAAAACACCGUUUCGAAAUAACGCGCAAAUAAGAGGUCGGCAAAUAUUUCGCUUAAAAGCAAGUAAAACAAUUCCGCCACAUCAGGAAAUUUUCACAUCGUAUGGUCGGGAAUACUGGCGAUAAAUACUUAAUGAUACUUAGGUGACGCUAUCAGUUUCAACAUGGCACGAACAAAGCUACCUGACCUUAAUGCUACGCCGCAUCUUAAAAAAAGAACAGCUGCCGUACGCAAAAAACAACUGCAAAUGCGUCAAACGUUAUCAAACCCAAGAGCUUUUCUACAGCAAUUUGGAAAACGCUUUUUAAAUGAAAAGAAGAAAGCCGUAAAAAGAAAAGUGGUCAAACGAGUACAAGAUACCGAUCGUGUUUUGUUUGGAACACAGCGUGGUGGGCAAAUUCAACAAACAAACAGAAAGACACAUAAUAAAAUACCUGUACAAUAUCAAUAUUAUCAAUAA
Messenger RNA from Paramuricea clavata, 1239 nucleotides. The record is from the annotation of a GenBank genome assembly. Lineage: Eukaryota; Metazoa; Cnidaria; Anthozoa; Malacalcyonacea; Plexauridae.